GGAGCUGAAGUGAUAACAGAACAUCACUGGAGAUCAUCUCCAGGUGAGAAGUAGUUUGAGCUACUCACGUGUUCUAUUCAUUACCAGUGAAUAGACGAAGUAGUGAAUGAACGAUUUCACAUCACAGAAGGGCGGUGAAUAAAAAUGGGCCGCUCCAGGCAUGAAAAAUUCCUCUGAUUGAAAGUUCGAGCAUGAUUGACAAGAUCAGUCAUGAAUCGGAAGAGAAAGAGGGCACUGGGAGUGAGAAAUGCAUGAACCAAGGGGAGACGCAGCUGAACGAAGAGUGGUCACAAAAGGCAUUCAAAGAACUAAAUGAAACACCAGAAGCCAUUCGAAACGGGUUGGCCGAGUUGAAGAAACUUAUUUCAGAAGAGCCUAAUCUCAACGCAAAAACUGAUGAUGCAUUCCUUCUCCGAUUCUUACGGGCCAAGAAAUUCGAUGUCCCCAAAGCUUUCUUCACGCUGCAGAGGUACUACCAGAUGAAAUAUGAAAGUCCAGAACUAUUCAAAGUUCCCCGACCUUCCAAAAAGCUGCACAUACUUGAUAUGCAAUGUCAAAAUAUGCUGGAACAGCGAGACAAUAAUGGAUCCAGAGUUUACAUAUUCAGAGUGGAAAAGUGCGACGUGUCACAAGUGACAGUGGAAGAUGUGUUCUGCACAAACGUGAUGGCCCUGGAGAUGGCAGUGAGGGAGCCUGAGACUCAGGUGGCAGGCAUCACUGCUAUAGUCGACAUGAAUGGCUUUGGACUGCACCAGCACGCCAAGUUUCUUUCGCCUUACUACGCGAAACGGACCGUGGAUGUAGUGCAGGAAACAUUUCCUCUGCGUUUCAAGGGCUUUCAUGUUGUAAAUCAACCAUUCUACUUUGAUGCUAUCUAUUCUGUAUUGAAGCCUUUUUUGAAAGAGAAGAUCCGAAAAAGGAUAUAUCUACAUGGAAAAGAUUUGAAAUCUUUGCACAAUCAUGUUAACAAGAGCAUUCUCCCGCUUGAGUUUGGUGGUAAUGAGCCAUUUGACAAUUCCCAUUGGAAAAGAGCUCUGCUGAAUUUGGAGGAUGAGUUUUCAGAAAUGGAGGAGUAUGGCUUCACAAGUUUACCGACAAGGAUUGAAGAAGAGCCUUCGUCAUCGACAGUUUGAGUCAAGACUCCUCAAAUGAGAUUCACUUGAAAUUAUAAUAGAUUCCAUUUAUGUGGAGUAUAUAAAUGAGGUAAUGGCAAUAUAGAUUCACUUCAUACUGUCAAACGAAAGUCUAUUUACAAGGAAUUAUAACAGUUUGAAGUCACUACUAUGGAAUUAAGAUAAUUGGUUAAUGUCAUUGAAUGGCCAAUUAUUUAUUGAUGCCACAUAGAUCUACAUCUAUUCAGUUCAAAUCUUUUAAAUUCUAGAUCUACAUAUAUUCAGUUCAAAUCUAUUAAAUUCUAGAUCUGGAUCACUUACUCGAGUAACUGAUAACUUUUAGUACCUAUAUUUUGCAGCGUUCGUAUUAUUUUUCUCUCAUUCAAGGUUAUAUCCGGUUUACUUUUAAUAAAAUUAUUAUUGAAGCUAGAAGAUUCUUUGAAUUAGGUUGAGUGUUCAAAUGAGACUUAAUCAAAUUCACCAAUCGUUCAAUUCAUUGAAUAUUACUGCAAUAGACCUAUCAAUUUAAAAAAAAGUUUUUAAGAUAUAUCUUAGUUGAUGUAUUCAUGUUGAAAUGAUUUAUUUAUUUAUGCUGUAAAAUGAUUACGCUUUUGUAGUUAUAUAAUAAUUAUUAUGUGUAUGAUAGUUUAUGAUGAGAUGCCUAUUUUUACUGAAGAAAAUCAUAUAAUAUGUAGUGCCGGUACCGUUACGGUAGAGCUAACGGAAUAAUAUGAAGGCUAAUCAAUAAAUGUACGGUACUAGAUUGAAUUUUUCAAUUUAUUUCUGAAAUGCAUGAUUUAAUUCAAGUUAUAAAUGAUGAUGAAACACUAGAAUAUUGUUUAGAAUUAUCGCGAAUUUAUUAAAAAGUUACAAACAUGUUUUUCAACAUCACCUAUUGACAGGUGUGUCAUCUUCACCUAAAGACGUUGAAAACAUGUAGCCUAUGUAACUUUUUAAUAAAUUCGAUAUAUUUUUAGACAAUAUUCUAGUGUUUCAUUAUGGAUAAAUAUCACUAAAUCUCACCAAAAACAGUAUCUGAAGAUAUA
Messenger RNA from Nilaparvata lugens (brown planthopper), 2158 nucleotides. Its product is annotated as alpha-tocopherol transfer protein. The record is from RefSeq and is a predicted model, not a curated record. Gene Ontology annotation, cellular component: membrane. The transcript has 8 exons. Bases 192 to 1133 code for a protein of 313 amino acids. Lineage: Eukaryota; Metazoa; Arthropoda; Insecta; Hemiptera; Delphacidae. Gene Ontology annotation, molecular function: phosphatidylinositol bisphosphate binding.